AUGACAACUGCGAAAGAUAUUCGUCCUCGCACGGACGACCUGGCUGCGCAGGCCCAGUACCUCUCGACCUCGCCCUCCGCCUCCUUCCACUCCCCCUCCAGCCACGGCUCCGCGCUGACGCGGACGAUUCCUCUGAUCAAUGCGAAGCAUCUGAAGCCUUUCGCCACCGAGGAUAUCAAGGUUCUGCUGCUGGAGAAUGUGAACCAAGCAGGCCGUGACAUUCUGACGCGGCAGGGCUACCAAGUGGAAUUCCUCAAGUCGUCCCUCCCGGAAGAUCAGCUGAUUGAGAAGAUUCGCGAUGUCCAUGUCAUUGGUAUCCGCUCCAAGACCAAGCUUUCCGCGCGGGUUCUCAAGGAGGCCAAGAAUCUGAUCGUGAUCGGAUGCUUCUGCAUUGGAACCAACCAGGUGGACCUUCAAUAUGCGGCCGAUCACGGUAUCGCUGUCUUCAACUCACCGUUCAGCAAUUCCCGCAGUGUCGCCGAGCUCGUCAUUGGCGAGAUCAUUUGCCUCGCUCGCCAGCUGGGCGACCGCUCCAACGAAAUGCACAAUGGUACCUGGAACAAGGUGAGCAACAAGUGCUGGGAGAUUCGUGGAAAGACAUUGGGUAUUAUUGGAUAUGGUCAUAUUGGCGCGCAGCUAUCGGUAUUGGCAGAGUCCAUGGGCAUGUCCGUCAUUUUCUAUGACGUUCUCAAUCUGAUGGCUCUGGGUACCGCCCGCCAGGUCAACACUUUGGACGACCUCCUGGCGGAGGCUGAUUUCAUCACCUGCCAUGUGCCCGAGCUUGCCGAGACCAAGGGCAUGAUUGGCCAGAAGCAGUUCGAGCAGAUGAAGACCGGCAGCUACUUGAUCAAUGCCAGCCGUGGUACCGUAGUGGAUAUUCCGGCGCUCAUCUUGGCUAUGCGCAGCGGCAAAGUUGCCGGUGCCGCUCUCGAUGUGUACCCCAAUGAACCUGCCGGGAACGGCGACUACUUCAACAAUGAUCUGAACACCUGGGGUGCUGAUCUGCGUGCGCUCAAGAACCUGAUCCUGACUCCUCACAUCGGAGGAAGCACCGAGGAGGCCCAGAGUGCCAUUGGUGUUGAGGUUGCGACGGCUCUGACCCGAUAUGUCAACGAGGGUACCACACUGGGUGCCGUCAACCUGCCCGAAGUAGCCCUCCGUUCCUUGACCAUGGAUGAACCGAACCACGCCCGGGUGGUGUAUAUUCACCAGAACAUUCCCGGUGUGCUGCGCAAGGUUAACGAAAUCAUUGGUGACCACAACGUGGACAAGCAGAUGACCGAUAGCAGAGGCGACGUUGCCUAUCUGAUGGCCGAUAUCAGUGAUGUCAACUCUACGCAAAUCAAAGAUCUGUAUGAGAGAUUCGAGAGCCUUUCUUCCCGAAUCAUGACUCGUAUUCUGUACUAG
This is a messenger RNA of Penicillium canariense, 1407 nucleotides long. Its product is annotated as D-3-phosphoglycerate dehydrogenase. Gene Ontology annotation, molecular function: oxidoreductase activity, acting on the CH-OH group of donors, NAD or NADP as acceptor; NAD binding. The coding region runs from base 1 to 1407 and encodes 468 amino acids. The record is from RefSeq and is a predicted model, not a curated record. NCBI's taxonomy places the organism in Eukaryota, Fungi, Ascomycota, Eurotiomycetes, Eurotiales, Aspergillaceae. The transcript has 7 exons.